AUGGACGGUCUAGCCGUAGCAGCGGCUGUCAUUCAGUUCGUUGAGUUCUCUAGCGGCCUCAUCGCCAAAGGCAUUGCAAUACACUCAUCCGCGACCGGUCUUGCCGUCGACCAUGACGAGCUGCGAACCAUCACGGAUUCUCUUUCCCACAGCAGUGACGAGAUCACACAUUCGCUAGCAGAGCAGCACGGGCGGCGGAAGUUGACGGCAAACGAAAGGGACUUGGAAAAGAUUGCUACGGGCUGUCAAGCGGUGGCAGGCGAGCUGCUGGAUGUCCUGGCCAGUCUGGCAUCGAAAGGCCCUAGGACAAGAUGGCGGUCGUUCCGUCACGCUCUUCGGGCGGCCUGGAGCGAAGGAAAGGUGCAGUCGCUGGAAAACAGACUCGAUCGUUUUCGACAGCAGAUUAUGGUAAGCGUCCUGAGCUCUCUGAGACAAGAGGCCGAUAGGUCAAUCCGGGAGCAAUCCUCGAUGCGAGAGUCGGUCGAGAGGAUCGAACAGCUUCAGCGCAACAGCAUUCCAAUAGGAGACCGCUUCGUCCGACAAGUUAUGGAUGGAGAGCAGUGGAGGCGCGACUUGAUCCAAAUGAUUCAUGAGCAGGGGCAAGGGGAGCUCCAGAGGAUGACCAUCCUGACCCAAGUCAGGGACGAGAAGGGGUGGACACCCAACGCAGUCAUAGUUCAGGAGAGGCGAAUUCGAGAACGCAUACUGCAUAAGCUAGCGUUCAGGAACAUGACAGAUAGGGAGAGACGCAUAUCCAAGGCGCAUCAACGAACUUUCGAAUGGAUCUUCUGCGAUCCUAAGUCCGACUCUAGACCCUGGGCAAGUUUCAAAGACUUUCUGGAGGGUUCCGGCAAGAAGAUAUACUGGGUCACUGGCAAGCCUGGCUCGGGGAAGUCAACUCUUAUGAAAUAUAUUCGGCAUCACCCCGAGACCAGCAAACUAUUGCGAACUUGGGAUCCCAACAACGACGUCAUUCGCGCCGCAUUCUACUUCUGGAACAGUGGAUCGCGCAUGCAGAUGUCCGUUGAGGGUCUUCUACAGACUGUGCUGCAUGACUGCCUCCGACAACUGCCAGCGCUUGUUCAAGAGGUCAUGCCGGAGAGAUGGGAGGCAGCCACCCUCUUCGACGUGGACGAUUUCCCAUGGAGCUUGGAGGAGGUGGCUCAGGCGCUAAGGAAAUUAAUCAUCGAGCUCUGCCCCGAGCAAAAGUUCUUCGUGAUGAUAGAUGGCCUCGAUGAGUGUUCCGGAAACAUGGCGCAGCUCAUCGAGCUGAUAACAGACCUUGCCGAGGACGCCGAAAAUCUGAAGAUGUGCCUCGCGAGCCGUCCCUGGAACAACUUUGAGGACGCUUUUAGGGGGCGGCCGGCCCUGAUGCUCCAGGAUCUUUCGGCAACCGAUAUCGAGUACUACAUUACGUCCAAGUUCGCCGCAAACGAAGGGUUCGCCGAGUUCCAGGUGCGAGAUCCUUCGAGCGCACGGGAGCUGUUGGAGACAAUUGCCAAGAAAGCAGAGGGGGUCUUCCUCUGGGUGCACCUCGUCGUCCAAUCCCUGCUCGAGGGCCUGACGAACGGCGACGGGCUUCGGGAUCUCCACAGUCGGCUUGACGAGCUCCCGCCGAACCUCGAAGACCUUUACGUGAAGAUCCUGGAGAACCUGGACGAAAAGUACCUCGACCACGCCUCGCGGCUCUUUCAAAUCGUCAGGGCCUGCGACGAACCACCCACUCUCCUUCGCGUCGCGCUGGCCGACCUGGAGGACGGCGAUCGAGCCAUGCAGGCGCCAGUCGCGCCUAUACCUCUCGGAGAGACGUCGGCACUGUGCAAGAAUAUGAAGAGAAAGUUGACUAGUCGAUGCCGUGGACUCCUGGACGUUUCCUCGGCCGUCACAUAUCAAGUUGAUGACGGCCAAGCCGAUGACGACCAGCCCGUGCCAGACCUUGACUGGUCUCGAGCUGACGAAAGCGGCGAAGUUUCCGGUCAUCAUAUGGCAAACCUAGAGAUCCAAUAUCUCCACAGAAGCGUCCGGGACUACAUACAGAGUUCUGAGAUGUGGUCCUGGUUGGUAUCUGCCAAUGAAGAGCCUUUCGACCCGCACAUUGUUCUACUCAAGUCACACCUGCUACAACUCAAGAGCCUAGAGUCAGAUUCAUUAUCCGCACGGGCAGUGGGGUUCCAUGUUUGGAUGGCGAUCAAGUAUGCCAAGAUGUCUCUCAAUAUCCAUACAAGGAACAGGAAGAGGCAGGUUAAGGAGAUCGUCCUCCUGCUUGAUGAACUGGACAAGACCGUCACACUCCUCACUACCUCUCCUGUGAGGAGCUCAACAUUCGUGGAUCGUAACGGGUCUCUCGGGGAUGAACACUGGUCAUCAUUCUUUCUCAUUCGGGUGCCGAACCCGUCCUUCACGCACAUGAUGGCGGUGUGCGGCGUCCACCAGCACCUGGAAAUGCGCCUCCGAAGUUCGAGUCCGAAGGAAGAGAAUGAGGACUACCAAGACGCAAGGGAAGCAGAGAGCAUGCCUCUCAUGAUCGUGGCUCUAGAAGGAGCGCCAGUGAUCCCGACGGCACAGGAAUACAAGGAGCUGCUCGGUCCUCACCCCAUGGUCCUGAAGACGCUGUUACGGAAGGGAUUUAGCUGCCACAAGCCUUACCACGGCCGCUCCGCCUGGGAUUUGGCCAUGAACGCGGGCUACGCGGGGAUCCUGGAGCUCUUUGAGGAAUACAGGGGUAAGCCGCCCGCGCGACGGACCGACGACAACCGUCGUUCUCCGACAGCGCGAGGACGGCACGAGGACGGCAGCGAGUCCGACGAGUCGAACGCAUCAACAGAGGCCGUGACUUCAUUGGAAGGGCAGCCUCGCCUCGGCAGCGAGUCAAGGAGAUCGCGUUCAUCUGGUCACCUGCCGAGUAAGACUGAACGACGACGUGGGGACCAAUCCUCACGGCGAGUCCCGCUGGAGUAUCAAUACACACAUUAUCAACCUUCAGCCCAGACGCCUAGGAGUCGACCACCUCCGCCGCCACAAGGUCGACCAGAACCUCCCCCAUAUGGCAAUCUUUCAUUCCGGCCGUAUCACGGCACGAGACGGCCGUACGACGGAUAUGAUGACGACAGAGGAGAAUAUCCCGAGUACCGCUCUUUCUAUCCUGGCAGUUAUGCUACCUAUAGCCCGCCACCCCGUCGUCCUGUCAGCUACUGGAGGGGAAAUCGGCCGGAUAUACCCCUGUCAACCAACCCUCCCCACCUCUCAUACCGUUCGAUGGAUUACUCUAGGCCACCGUACUGGGCAGAGCAGUGGUUCCAUCCGCAAACUGCUGGUCCUGCGGAUGCUUACUACAGGAGUGGAUGGCGGGGAGAGCUGCCGUCCAGGACGAGUUACGGUGGAGGGUAUGGAUAUUGGGAUCGAUAG
Messenger RNA from Thyridium curvatum, 3405 nucleotides. RefSeq lists its product as uncharacterized. The record is from RefSeq and is a predicted model, not a curated record. Bases 1 to 3405 code for a protein of 1134 amino acids. NCBI's taxonomy places the organism in Eukaryota, Fungi, Ascomycota, Sordariomycetes, Thyridiales, Thyridiaceae. The transcript has a single exon.